AUGUCAGAACUAGAAGAAAUUAAAAACAAAAAUCGUCCGUGGAUUAAUCAGAUUCAAUCGUUCAAUAAACUUUACCGAUAUGAAGAUAACAAUGCAUAUUUGAGUCCAGGAAUAAAACUGGGGUGGGUCAUUGGCGUAUUGAUUCCAUGUCUUCUCAGCACCUGGAACGUGAUGCUUUUCAUUAGGAUACCGAUGAUAGUAGGAAACGCGGGAAUAUUGCAUUCAUUUCUUAUUGCAAUACUUUCACUGCUUAUUAUUCUAAUCACAAAUUGUUCAUUGACUGCAAUCAGCACAAAUGGAAAAACCAAAGAAGGAGGUCUUUAUUUCAUUAUUUCCCGAUCAAUUGGUCCAGAAUUUGGAACAUACAUUGGUAUUAUAUUAGCAUUUGCUAACAUUGUUUCUGCGAUACACAUUGCUCCUCUAGUAGCGGUAGUUUUCGCUUUCAUUAAUGUCAUUAUAGGCGCAUAUAUUGGACCACCAACUCCCUUGUUAAAGGCAGAAUUUAUCACUAGAUUUAACAUGAAAACGUUUGAAAAAAACUUGUAUCCUAAAUAUGACAAUUUUGAAAACGUUCAUGAAUCUUUUCUUACAAUGUUCACGAAAUUUUUUCCAUUUUUCACUGGAAUACACUCUGGAUUAAAAUAUUCAGCAGGAGAUCUUAAAGAUCCAAACGUUGCAAUACCAAAAGGAACUUUAUUCUCGAUUAUUAUUACCACAACUAUGUAUAUUGUAAUAAUAGUAUUAUCUGGGUCGGUUCAAUUGAGAGAAGCUAUGAAUGCAAAAAUAUUUGACGAUGUUUCUUUUGCAAAUUGUCCUUUUGGAGGCUGCUAUGAAGGAUUUACAACAACACUAUUUUAUCGAAUUUCAUUAUCGAAGUUCUUUAUUUAUAUCGGUGUUAUUACGGCUUCUAUAAGUAAUACUUUAACUGCAUUAAUAUUUGGUUCAAAAUUAUUAAAAAGAAUUGGACAAGAUGAUGUUUUGCCUCUUAUUAAAUAUUUAGMAAAAGGCUAUGGAAAAAGUAAUGAACCGUAUCGUGCCCAUGUUUUUACCAUAGUUGUAUCAUCAACAUUAUUUUGUAUUAAAAUUAAAUAUGGAGUUAAUUCAGGUGUUUCUUUCAAAUUGAUAACAAUUUGUAAUUUAAUUGCAUACACUAUGUUAAAUUAUUGUACUUUCCUUAUUGCCUAUUCUGAACCUUUGGGUUGGAGGCCAAAAUACAAGUUUUAUAACAAAUGGUCAAGUCUUGCUGCAGCAAUUAUCUGUUCUUCAUUAAUGAUAAUAAUUAAUCUAACAAUGUCAUUAAAUGUUGGUUGUGCAGUAUGUGUUUUAUACAUACUUGCUAGAAGUAAAAAUGAAGUUAUAAAUUGGGGAUCUUUUACGCAAACACAACAAUUAAAAAUAGUUAUAAAAAACAUGUACAUGGCCGAUACUAUUCAAUACCAUAUUAAAAACUACUUACCUAGUUUAAUUGUUUUUUCUGGAAAUCCUAAGUCUAGAAAAAAGUUAGUUUCUUUAGCUAAUUUAAUUACAAAUAAUAAUGGAGUACAAAUGUGUGUCAAUAUUGAAAAGGUAUUGCUUUCUCCGAGACAAAAGAAAAUAUACCUUGACAAAGGGAUUCAAUGGUUAAAGACUUCUGGAAUCAAAUCCCUAUAUGUUAUCAUUGAUAACAUAGAAUUGGAUUUAGCAAUUCCCUUAAUAUUUAGUUGUGGACAUGGGCAAUUGAAACCAAAUAUGGCAAUGGUUGGAUACAAAUCUGAUUGGCUUAGUUGUCCAUAUCAAGAACUUCAAACUUAUUUAAAUAUUUUCAAUGAAGGUAAAAUUCAUGACAUUUCUAUGAUUAUGGUUCGUGUGUCAUCAACUGAGUUUAAUGAUAGUCAGAAUUUAUUCAAUCGUGGUUGUAAGCACUUAGAUCACAAUGAAGAUAUCCCGUGUGAAACGCAAUCAAAUCAAAAUAUUAGAAAUCAACAAAAGUUGGAUAAUUGCUCUUUAAAAAUAAAGAAUGAAGAAUUUUCAUUCGAUUCGGAGAAACGAAAAAACGGGACUGUAGAUUUGUGGUGGUUGUACAGUGACGGAGGUUUGUCGUUAAUCAUUUCAAGUAUAUUAAAGUAUAGUAUUACGUGGAAAAAUUGUAAAUUUCGAAUUUUUGGAGUAACAAACAAAAUUGAGCGUUUGUCUGAAGAAAAACACAAAUUAAAACAAUUGUUAUCACUGUACCGAAUUGAUUUCGACUACUUGGAUAUCAUUUUAGCAAACAUCACUGAUCCUACAACUAUAACAUUUUUCAAUUCAUUACUAGAACACGUAGCUUCUAGAGAUAAUCAAUUUGAUGAUUAUAAUUUACAAAAGGAUCAUAUUGCUGAGACGUUGUUUUUAAGAGAUCUUAUUGAAUUGCAUUCAUUUAACUCUGAUCUUAUCAUAUUAACGACGCCAAAUAAUAACAACGAGGAAAUAAAUAUAUUAUUCAUGUGUUGGAUAGAAACGAUUUCUAGAGGAUUACCACCAUGUAUUAUAAUCAAUAGGAGUGCAGAUCCAGUUCUUUCAAUUUAUGCUUAA
Messenger RNA from Diuraphis noxia (Russian wheat aphid), 2550 nucleotides. Its product is annotated as bumetanide-sensitive sodium-(potassium)-chloride cotransporter-like. Lineage: Eukaryota; Metazoa; Arthropoda; Insecta; Hemiptera; Aphididae. Gene Ontology annotation, cellular component: membrane. Gene Ontology annotation, biological process: chloride transmembrane transport; chloride ion homeostasis; sodium ion homeostasis. Gene Ontology annotation, molecular function: sodium:potassium:chloride symporter activity. The record is from RefSeq and is a predicted model, not a curated record.